Molecule: messenger RNA, 3511 nt
Organism: Anopheles merus
Lineage: Eukaryota; Metazoa; Arthropoda; Insecta; Diptera; Culicidae
Gene: ecd
Product: protein ecdysoneless
Exons: 2
Coding region: 374-2542 (722 amino acids)
Cellular component (GO): nucleus
Source: RefSeq, a predicted model, not a curated record
AAACACAAAAGGCGGUUUGAGCAAAAACAAAUCGCGCACAGCUCACGGAACGUGAAAUUGUUCAAAAAAGUUGCAAAAAAUGCACUCAAUCAAGCUUUAGUUAGUGUAAUAACAUUUAGUGAAGCAUCCCCACACCAUUGCACAAUCACAAUUUAGUGCCAGUUAGCAGAAACACGCACCAAUCACGUAUCGAAAAGUUCCGAAGCAGGGGAAGGCUUUGUUUGCGUCGUCCUUAAACUGCUUCUCCCCUUCUCGCUCGCUACGGCAAUAUCGAUUGAAUCUGCUGGGGCGAGGGCAAACACCCUGUCGAAGGCAAACCAGGUAGACCAAAAGGUUUCGCUACUACUAGCAAGCUUCCAGCAAAAACGAAACGAUGUCACACCGCGAGAUACUGCAGUCCAUCCGGGAGGACGAUUUUGUCGAGUACUUCCUGUUUCCUGCCCGCCCAUCCGACCCGUCCGAUGUGGAGCUGGAGAACAACGAACACGCCCUGGAGCCACUGCUGCAGGAGGUGAACCGGUUGGCGGAAGCGUUCUGCCAGCGGUACAUCUGGCAUCGGGACGGAUUUCGGGUCGUGCCGCGGCUGCUAAACGACACCCGCAUGCUGAUUGAGGCGGCCGAGGGACAGAAUGGUACGGCAAAUGCGAAACUACCCUCUCAUCUGUACGGGAUUUCCCACGUCGGUGACAACAUACAGGAUGAGUGGUUCAUUGUCGCGCUGCUCUUUCACUUGACCGAGCGCAUUCCCGGGCUGGUGGCGCGCGUUGUGGAUGCGGACGGCGAGUUCCUGCUGAUCGAGGCGGCCGAACAGUUGCCCCGCUGGGCCAAUCCGGAAAGCUGCGAGGGGAAAGUUUUCAUCUGCAAUGGCACGCUGCGAUUGGUGCAGCCCAGUGAGGAGGGGCAGCAGGAGUCGCUAGAGAUACAGGAUGCACUGGAACGGGUGCGUGGCACGGAAGGGGAAAAGUAUUGCGUUAGCGCCGAGGUAGAUCAAUGCAUACGCGAACGAAUUCAGGGCUUCCCGGAGGACAUUGUGGAGCAUCACCAUCGUGCGACGGUAAGUGUGCCCGUUGGCGUGGCGGCAGUGCUGCGCGAAAACCCGCAACUAGUCGCACCGGCCGUGCUGGCCUUCUGUGGGCGUGAUCCGAUCGAUCUGAAAGCGUGCCGGGCGAUGCGUUAUUUUCCGCCCGAAAAUUGCGUCAACGUUAGCGUCACCUUUACGAAGUGUUUGUACGCAAUGUUGGCGCAGAGCCGGUACCUGCCGGACCGUCGGACCGGUUGGACAAUCCCACUGUCAACCGAUCCGGCGUACAAAGCGCACAUGCUCGGUGUGAAGCUGGCCUGUGGGUUCGAGAUACUGGCAUCGCAGGCGAAAACUUCCCGCACGGACUGGGAGACGGAUAAGGGGUGGAAGAGUUACUACGAAUCGCUCCAAGCGAAGGGAUACUUCCGGGACAAUAUCGAGGGUUCGCAGGAGCACACGAAGCUGCUGGCGAUUGCACGGGAAUACUACGCGGAAAACCGGGACUCGAUGCGUACCACCCCGAAGAUAGGGGAGGAAAUCGUGUCCAUCCUGAAGCGCAACGAAUGGGACGUGGAGGAGCUGCGCCGGGAGAGUGCGGAGCUACCGCCCGCGGACAGCGACGACUGGAUGAACAUUUCGCCCGAAGAGCUCGACCAGCUGCUGACCAAGCGGUACGGUGCGAAGAAGCUGUUCUCGCUCAACGGCAACAACACGAACGCGGCGGCAGAAACGUUCACCUCGAUGGUGAGCGAUUUUCUCGACCAAAAAUCGGAAUACGAUGGCGUUGUGGUGGAGGACGAGUCCAAGGACGCUGAGCGGGCGGCAAAGGCUGUGCUGGCCAAGCUUGAUUUGGGCCCACUGAAAUCACCCACCAAACCGAAGCGCACGAAAAGCAAGGGAGCACACGAUCGACAGAAAGGGCAACAGAACAGCAAGAGCGCCACAUCCGUACCGGAUGCGAGCAGCACGGUAGCGCAGGAAUCACCGUUCCAUCAGUCGGUGGACUUUGAUGCGGGCGCAUUUGGGAUGCACGUGCGCAACAUGCUCGAUCUGCUCAUACCCGAGGAUCGGUGGGAUUCGUCGGACGAGUCGGAAAUGAGCGACUACAGCCAGGAUGAGUACGAUCGCAACAUAGAGGACAUGUCGCCGACACGCACGAACCGGGCCGUCCAGAGCGAGCUGCAGACGUACAUGGCACAGAUGGACCGCGAGCUGGCGGGGACGACGAUCGGCAAGAGCUUCGAAACGGCCAUCGACGAUGGGGAGGAGGGCGGGGAUGAGGGUGAUGGUGGCAAAAGUUCCGCACCGACUGCCGCGGGCGAUGAUUUCGACGACAUUGAAACGUUCAAACCGGUCAACAUCGACGUCAACACGCUGCGCAACAUGAUGGAAAGCUACCAGUCGCAGCUCGGUGGGCCGGGUCCGGCGGCCAAUCUGCUCGGCUCGAUGGGUGUACAGAUCUCGAAGGGUGGGGCGAAGGGUGGCGAGAAGGGGGGAAGCACACAGCAGACGGAUGUUUAAAUGCCCUUCUUUAUCAAUCUCGCGUUUAAGCUGUCACUCCCCCUCCCCCCCCCCCCCCGUUUGUGACCAAUUUUGUGUGUCAUAGUAUACAAUGAUUACAUCACCCCCCCUUUGUCCCGCCCCUACUCUCCUGCCAGUGCCAGUUAGGUGAAUGUUGUUUUUCGAAAUGAAAAAGAAAACAUUCUACGCUUUUUUAUCCUAAGAUCGAUGCACCUCACCCCAAGAAAUGUCUCACGAAUUGCGUCCAAUUUGCUAAUGCAUUUUUAUCAUAGACGUAGAGAGUAGGUAGUAUCAGUAAGUAAGGGAACAGGGUUUUUUUUUUUGUUUAAAUUAAGCUCGGAUAGAAUCCGUUUUUUUUUAUCCCGCUUAGCGUACGCGUAUCCUCCCGACCUCCAUGACCUUUUCCCGUCAUUACCGCAUUUGCAAUCACUUUUGUCUCAAUUAGAUUAAACGAUGCAUCAGGCAAGGAACACGGUUAAAUAGGUGAAAGAGUUUACCCCCAGAGUUUAGUGUUGAGUGUUUAAAGGAAUUUAAGAAUUUUGGUGCUGAAACGUAAAUGAUCGUACAAACGAAGGCUCCAGGCUCCUGGUUGAGCAGCCGAUAGAGAACGGAUAGGCAAGUGCGGAUAAGCGAAGAAACAAGGAUGCAAUUAAUUUCAAUAUCAAUCACAAUUACUGUAUAAGUAUCUACGAAACACGUGCAGUUCGUUUCCUCCUGGCUGCGAAGUCGUCGCUCAUUUUACCUACACUUACUUACCUACCGUUUUUAAGCUAUUUUAUAGCGUUUACGUACACUUCUUACCUUCGGUAUUACUGAAUCGACGCAACGCAAAGCUUUGCAGUGCGAGCAGGCGGUUAAGCCAUCUACCAACCCCCAAGGAUAGGCCAUUUUUGAAACGGCAAACACAAUUUUUCUAUGUACGUGUACGUCUACAACUAGCCAUGGAUGAAUAAAAAAAAACCCCCAACG